UGAAUUUGGAAAAGAUCGCCCUCGGUCUGGGUGAGGAAGCGACUCCAAAGGAUAGUGAGGGGUAGAGGGAAGAUCCGGGCGUAUUGCAAUUUAAAACCUGCUCGACCAGUCAAGCAUCUCCAGCCCCACUUGAGGCCUAAAAGUCCCACAUUGGCCACCUCAGAACUAGUGUGGAAGUCAUCCUCUAGCCCCAGCGACCGCCUAAGUAUUAGGAAGAAUUGCCUGACUAGUUGGAACAAUUAACAUUAAGGUCAGAUCCAGUGUGGAUCGAGAAUUCCUCUUAGCAGAUAGCUACCAGUUUAUGUUCAGCAUUUGUUACAAGUUUUAAUGCUUUGGUUCAGAUUUACUGUUAUAUUCCCGUUUCUCCCCCUGUGGUCCACACGCAGGUGGUGUAAUUUAAAGUGAAAUGAAUGUAAUGUCAUACAAUUUGUGGAUUAUUCCAAAUAUUUAACUCGCACAUCCCAGAUGUCUAUGAAUGCAGACAUAUCCGAAUGUGAGAAGCCUAAUUCAUACAUAGAGUCCAAUAAAUUCGUUAAAUGUAGAAUUAUCCUGAAAUUAUUUAAAGUUAACAUUUUUAAUCUCAGGAAACUCUUGAUGAUGGAAUGACCAAAGCUGCAAAUGUAUCAGUGAAUUCGUUUCCUGAACUACUCGAAUCAACCCUGUACAUUAAUUUCAGCUUGGCGAGAACGACCAAUGUAACUAACAGACGCGAUUUCGGACACGCCAUAAAUUUUGUGUUGGGUGGGGUGGAAAUCAAAGCAUUGUAGAUGUUGGAAAUAUCAUAUAACACGAUGGAAGCCCAAGCCGUUGUGUAACACAAUAGCAAUUGGAAACUGUCAUGCUGCUGGGCUGAUUUGCUACGUUUCAAGGAGGUGCGAUCGGAAUUCCUGCCAUUGUUUAGGCAGGACGCUGCAUUUCAUAGGACGUCAAACAAUUCGCGCACCGCAAGGGCAGGUUUCCUGCGUGACCACGGCAUUCGUGCAGAAUCCUGAGUGUUCCGAGAGAACGCUGCCAGACUGUCUCGGGGUUCGAUCGGAACGUAGUCCUAUUGUUCUCGCCGAACGCCCGGCUACUCGGGAUUCCAUCCUCCCUUCUUCUGUCGCUUCGACUGAUAGCCGUGUUCACUCGCCACUUAUCCGAGCUCGACCACGCAGCAAAACCUCCUCCUGUCCAGCGCGGUCAUUUAAAGGGCCCCCUGCAUCAAGCACUCGAGCCUCGACUUGAUUCCCGGAAGUGACGGCCCCUCUGUGGCUACUGGAGAUCGCUGGAAGAUGGCGGCUGGAUACAAUGCUGCGCUGUGAGAUGGAGCAUCCAAUUGAGACACAACAGAGGAAUACUUCAGACUUAUAACUAAGGACUUUGACCUCUGACUCCCUGAGGAUUUCCUAUCUGAGCUUUUGGAUCUUUGAAUGGAAAUCUAUAGUAGUUGACACAAUGGCCCAGAUAUCCAGCAGAAAUGGGUUCAAGCAGUCUACCUCUUCAACAGUGGGCCACUCUGGGAAGCGAGCUGUUGGCAAAGAGGAAGCCCUGCAAAUGGAGGCGGAGGCCUUGGCGAAGUUGCAGAAGGAUAGACUUCAGAGCCUAAAGGAAGAACAUCCAGUCAAGUCUGCCAGCAGUGCUUGCUCAAAGUCACCAAACACCAAGCAGGAGUAUGAUCUCAUUCACUUUCCAGAGGCAGAAAACUCAAAAAAACAAGCUGCCACACUGUCUGAUCAGGAUAUCAUGAAACUAACUUCAGCUGAACUAGAAAAAUUGCUGUUGGACAAAAGCUUUGGCCCUAAAAAUAUAACCCGACCACACACGUUACCAAAUACUCCUCUUGUGAGCCCGUCGUUCUCUAGCCAAUUUUACAACCGGGCACCUUUCUCUGGGAGUCAGUGGACAGGUGGGUUACAGAGGCCUGUAGUCCAAACAACUGGUUACCAUGCAACAUCUGUGACAUUCCCUAAACCACCUGAUCUAUUUCAGAAUGGCUUUUGUCCUGGACAGUCUUCAUACCGUCCUUCAGAAUCUAUGUACGUUGGCCUUCAUGCAAAGCCGUACAUGUCCUUCCCACUCCAGCCUGCUACACCUGUACACCCUGCAGGUGCUCUCCCUGUUUAUUCACCAGUCACGCCUGAGCUUGCAAAAUUAUAUGAUAAAAUAGCCAGCACAUCAGAAUACCUGAAAAACAGCAAAUCGAACAAUGAUUUGGAAUCUACCAGCACGAUGAUUCCUAAGCUGCCAGAUUGUGAAAACUUGAACGAUGUUAGCAAAUUUGAUUGGCUGGAUCUUGACCCACUCAGCAAAGCAAAGAUUGAAAACGUAGAGCCCUUACAAAAUGCAGCAGAGGCUGAGCAAAAGGUAGACACGGGUGCUGCAGCUGGGGAUCCUUGGGAGCAAGUGUUGCAAAAGCAGACUUCAUCAGAAAGCUUCCAGCCCAGUGCUAAGAUUGAAGAGACAUUAUUUAAGCAGCCAACUGGAAAAUCACAAUCUGGACCUUCAGUUACACGUAGUUUGUCCCUUAACUUGCGGUCUACAAGUUCGCAGUUUUCCCACAGAGUGCAAGAACCAAACACCAAAACAUUACAGGAUGAAAAUGGGACCAAUAAUGAUCUUUCAGGAGAAAAAUAUCUUGAACAAAUCAGUUCACAAAAUUGGGAAGUGUCAGCUUUUUGGCAAGAAGUUAUUAAGUUACGAUCCAAAUUUCCAUUUACUAACCACUCCACCAAUCCAGGUUAUGUUUUGAGUCCUGUAAUGCUUCACCGUGACAUGAAUGGAGAAAAUGCAAGUGUGAAAGUCUCCAUAGAAAUUGAAGAAUUUCAGCAGCCAGUCACAUUCACCUGUGAUGUAAGCUCUCAUGUAGAGCUUAUUAUAAUGCAGGCUCUGUGCUGGGCUCAUGAUGACCUAAAUAAGGUUGACAUUGGGAGCUACAUAUUGAAAGUCUGUGGACAGGAGGAAGUCUUACAGAAUAAACACUGCUUAGGAAGCCAUGAGUACAUUCAGAACUGCCGAAAAUGUGACACUGAGAUCAAGCUGCAGCUAUUAAGCCACAGUACCAUAUGCAGGGCUCUGGCCCGUACGGCAGAAGAUGACGAUGUACCUACAGAUUUCACAAAGUAUCUCUAUCGGUUGGAAAAGCCCUUCAAACAAAUUACUACAAGGCAACGUCUUGCUGAACUUCUGGAAGCCUAUCAUAAGCGGGGAAAAAGCAGUUCUUCCAAAAGGAAAGUAGGUAUUAAUCUGGGAAAACAAUACAAAAUGGUGGAACAGAUUAUCCAAUCUGUAAAGGACAUUUGCAGUGCAUUGGAUGGUGCAGAGACCAAGGCUGUCACUGAUGCUGUAAAGAAAUUAAAACGGGUUGUUAAUCUACCAAAAAGUAAAACUGUUGAGGUUAAAUCAAAAGAGAGUGGCGAUUCAUCAAAUGUUGCAAAGAAUGGAUCUUCACCUGCAGUAAAUCCUCUGAAGGCAAGCAUCCAUGACUUAACAUUGGCUGUCUAUGACCUGCUACAACUCUACUUGAGUUCCUUUAGCAACAGGCCUGGGUGCCACUGGGAAUCUCCACAGAGUGCUAAGUGCACAAAGGAAGCACGGACCACAUCAGAACACCUGCAGUUCACACUGUUUGCAGCACAUAGAAUUCCGGGGAUAUGGGUCAGCAGUUUUGAGAAAUACUUCUUGAUAUGUUCAUUGACACACAAUGGGAAGGAUCUACUUAAACCAGUGCAAUCCAAGAAGGUUGGGACAUAUCGCAGUUUUUUCUACCACAUCAAAUGGGAUGAGCUAAUCAGCUUCCCUGUUCAGAUUUCACAGUUGGCCCUUGAAUCAAUGCUAAGUCUUAGUUUGUAUGGAGUUCCGAAUCCCUCAGCAGCUGGAUCACCGGAUUCAAACAAACAAAGGAAGGGACCAGAGUACCUUGGUCGAGUCUCUAUGCCUCUCUUUGACUUUAAUCGUGUGUUGACAAGUGGAAGAAAGCUACUUGGUCUCUGGACAUCAGACUUUGGAAAUACAGGUGGUGGGACCGUCAAUAAAAAGGGGAGCUCAAUGGAAAGAGUUGUGUUACAGGUGGAUUUUCCAUCAUUCGUGUUUGAUAUUCUCUACUAUCCUCCAGAGUCCAGCCGAAUGAUUGAGCUUGGGUUUGAAACACUUGAUCAAGGUUUCCAGAAACAGCUGCUUGACGUGUUUGCUAAAGACUUGACUCUUGAACUGUCCAAGACAGAGAAAGAACUUUUGUGGGAUAAGAGGCAGUACUGCUUUUCCCAUGUUAACAGCCUUCCCAAGAUUCUUGCUAGUGCACCAAGUUGGGACUGGGAUGCUCUACCAGAGAUCUACUCUCUUCUCCAUCAAUGGACACCACUCCCUCCCAUCUCUGCUCUGGAGCUACUGGAUUCCAAGUUUGCAGAUAAAGAAGUGAGAAGUACAGCAGUGAAUUGGAUUGAACAAAUGACUGACGAUGAACUGGUUGAUUAUCUGCCUCAAUUUGUGGAGGCUGUGAAGCAUGAGUGUUACCUGGAUAAUGCCUUAGUGAAAUUCCUUUUAUCUCGAGCUCUGGGGAAUGUUUGUGUAGCACACCACUUAUACUGGCUGUUGAAUAAUGCACUUCAUGACCCAUAUUUUGGGGUACGUUACGAACUCCUUUUGGGUGCCCUACUUUGUAUAUGUGGGAAGGGCUUAAGAGAAGAGUUUGAAAUGCAGACCAGACUUGUACGGAAACUGGGAGUGGUAGCAGAGAAAGUUCGCCAAGCCAGUGGAUCAGCAAGGCAGGCUGUCCUUCAGGAAGGCAUGGAUCGUGUACAGACAUUCUUCAAAAAUAAGUGUCGAUUGCCUCUCAACCCAAGCCUUGUAGCAAAAGAAUUAAAUGUUAAGGCUUGCUCCUUCUUCAACUCCAAUGCAGUUCCACUAAAGUUAACAUUGGUGAAUGCUGACCCACUGGGGGAUGAAAUCAAUGUUAUGUUUAAGAUUGGGGAAGAUUUGCGACAAGACAUGCUGGCACUCCAGAUGAUCAAGAUUAUGGACAAAAUCUGGCUUCAGGAGGGAUUGGACUUGCGCAUGGUCAUUUUCAAAUGCAUCUCCACAGGGAAGGAUAGAGGUAUGGUUGAACUUGUACCAGCUUCAGAAACUCUUAGAAAAAUCCAGGUUGAGUAUGGAGUAACUGGCUCCUUUAAGGAUAAACCACUAGCUGAGUGGCUUAGGAAAUACAAUCCCACAGAAGAAGAAUAUGAGAAGGCAUCUGAAAACUUCAUCUAUUCAUGUGCGGGAUGCUGCGUAGCUACCUAUGUGCUGGGGAUAUGUGAUCGCCACAAUGACAACAUCAUGCUCAGGUCAACUGGCCACAUGUUCCAUAUAGAUUUUGGGAAAUUUCUUGGACAUGCACAGAUGUUUGGAAGUUUUAAAAGAGAUAGAGCUCCUUUCGUGCUGACCUCUGAUAUGGCUUACGUAAUCAAUGGUGGGGAGAAGCCAACCAGCCGAUUCCAGUUGUUUGUGGAUUUGUGCUGUCAGUCGUAUAAUCUCAUCCGCAAGCAUGCCAACCACUUCCUGAAUCUCCUGUCACUGAUGCUGUCUUCUGGAUUACCUGAGCUCACCAACAUACAGGAUCUGAAAUAUGUCCAAGAUGCACUGCAGCCCCAGACCACUGAUGCUGAAGCCACCAUCUUUUUCACCAGAUUGAUAGAAUCCAGCUUGGGCAGUAUGGCCACCAAGUUUAACUUCCUCAUUCACAACCUGGCACAGUUGCGGUUUUCAGGGUUACCAUCCAAUGAGCAAGCCAUCCUCUCGUUCUCUCCUAAAACGUAUUCUCUCAAACAAGAUGGGCGAAUCAAAGAAGUGACCGUUUACACCUACCAGAAGAGGUACAACCCUGACAAGUACUAUAUAUAUGUGGUGAGGAUAUUGCGGGAAGGACAGAUUGCACCAAUGUUCAUCUUCAGAACGUUUGAUGAAUUCCAAGAGCUCCACAACAAACUAGGCAUCCUCUUUCCACUGUGGAAGCUUCCAGGCUUCCCCAACAAAGUGGUCCUCGGCCGAACUCACAUUAAGGAUGUGGCCUCCAAGCGGAAGGUGGAGCUGAACAAUUAUGUGCAAUGUCUGAUGAAUAGCUCGACUGAAGUAGCUGAGUGUGAUCUCGUCUACACCUUUUUCCACCCACUAGGCCGGGAUGAAAAGGCUGAAGGAAUAGAUGGAAUAGUCAAGCCUGCAGAAAUAGUUCCACCUUCAGCCAAUUCAGGUCAAGUAGGUGGAGAAGUUAAACUGUCCAUUUCAUACAGGAACAGCACACUAUUCAUCAUGGUAAUGCACAUACGAGACUUGGUUACUGAAGAUGGAGCAGAUCCAAAUCCUUAUGUAAAAACUUACUUGCUUCCUGAUCCACACAAAAUAACCAAGCACAAAACAAAGGUAUCAAGGAAAACACGAAACCCAACCUACAAUGAAAUGUUGGUGUACAGUGGAUACAGUAAAGAAUCGCUCAAACAGAGGGAGUUACAGCUCAGCGUGUUAAGUGCAGAGUCAUUGCGUGAAAAUGUUUACCUUGGUGGCACUACGUUAAUCCUGAAGGAAUUUGACUUGAGCAAGGAAACCAUUAACUGGUACAAAUUGACUGCUGCAUCCAGUGGGUAACUGACCACUCCCCUCCCUACCAUGCCUUGCACAAAGUAUGUGAAAAGUGAAACAAUUUGCAAAGAGAAAUCCAACCAGACUCCUACAAUUUACUUGAAAGAAGACUUUAACUGUGGUCAAACAGCAAUUUCAGCUGAUGCACAUCGCCAGUGGACCAAUCAGUUUGAUGAAAUCACAAAGAAUAUAGUUGCAUGCACUUAAUGUCACCUUCAUCUAAUAUCUUUUUUCUUAAUUUCUCUGAUUAAAGGAUGGUGGGAAAUUGUGUGUGCCAAAUGAAACUGUAGAAGCACUUAACAAUUUACAGUGUGAAACAAUGCCUUUCUCUGUUAUGGCUCCAAACUCUCAAUUAAAUUCAAGGUGCUAAAUUCACUGGCUUACUCAGACAUGUGCUGUUCCCUGGGAAAUAUUACAAGUAAGACCAGGCACAAGGAUAUUAAUUGCUGUAACUUCAUGUCACUGGGCUGCUUUUAGUGGAAAUGAAAACAAAAAGGAUACAAGUGUUACUGCCCCAAAGAUUAUCUGUUAAAACCCAAGUAGAAUAUAUGCUCUUUGAAGGAGAUCUUUCAUUUGUGGUGGUGUGGCCUCCAUGUUUUCUGUGGUUUUUGCCAUUGAAGAAGAUCCAGGACGAAUGACCCUGCAGGCAGACAUAACAAGUAAUAACUCAAAAACGAACAAAAUGAGUGCAUGGAAAGGCUUGAUUAAGUAUCUCAGACAUGGUCAUGAAAUAAUAAUUGUGUGAAAGGUGAAGCUGAACAGUGAAUGCCAAAGUAUAAAAGUGAAGUUAUGAAUUAAAUUGCAGUACUUUAUUCUUGGGUCCAAAAUCUGAGUUGAGAGAAUCUGUGACUUUGCAGUCACAUAAAUAAGUAUUGCUAAUAGCAAAAUUCAAAAGAUUUCAACUAUUAGAUGAAACGUGGAUUUCUUGGGAUGUAUUUUCUCUCUUGCUUUGCUGUUACAGUACUAGACUGCAUGCAGAAGAAUAAGUUGUAAAAAUUGAAAAGGCACAUCAAAUAUGCAAGUGGGUUUCACCUGUGGUUAUAUUUUUUUGUUGCUGUAAUUCUUGCAGAAAAGCACCAUGAGUAGCAAUUUUAUAAGCUACAGUUUACUUUCUAACACACCUCAGUCGCUUGACUGAUAUUCUGGGGUUAAAAUCAAUAUGUUGCCAGAAAAAAUUCCUGAAGGAUGACAAGCCACGUAGGGAAGUGCAAUGGAAAUAAUAGGGGUAAAGACUUUUCUGAGAAGUGUGUAUGUGUUUAUUUCCAAGAUUUGGUGAAAAUACAAAAAAAAAUCUGGGGAAGGUUUGCUAACACUUCCACUGCACCAGAAUGGUUAAUUGUACCUUCCUUUUAACCAUCUGCCUUUCAGCCAUGCCCUGCACAUGACACUCAGUUCAUGUACCACUGGACUGCAUUCCUAGGCAACAUUUUUGCUGCUGCAUUGUGUGCAAGCUUCGGCAGUUAACUGUGGAAAUGUGGAAUUGUUCAAGGCAGUAAAAUGGAAGGUGGAUGUAUUUCCUCAAUUCAACUCGUCUUCUCUCACAGCAGAGUUGAAGUCGGUCUUAAAACUGGCAGACUUGACAUUUGCCCCAGUCUGUAAAUAACUCUGCAGAAGCCCACAGUUGCUGCAAACUUGCAGUUGCCUCUGCAACCAUGGGUACCUCUGAAUGAUAGAUUUGCACAAACUGACCAAGUAGUAUUUUGUUUCUUUAAAAUGUCUUGCCGACUUAGUGUUUGUUGACUGCAUCAAGAGCAGAAUAAUUUACUUAAAUGCUUUGACUGUUCUAAUCUUAGAGGUUUACAGCUCUUUCGAUGAUUUUUUUCCCCACUUCUAUCCAAAUAUUGAUUUGUUGCAUAUAUCACAGCUUAGUUUGCACCAGGUAAAUGUCAUGUGUCUGUUGCCAAUUUAUUUAAUAGGUUGUCUUAAACGAACCAAAUUCAGAUCUGUAACAUAGCAUGUUUCAGUCUCAAAUGUGUGAACAUCACCUUGGGGUUCCAAGUUUGAUUUUUUUUUAAUGAUUGCAUAUAUUCCACCGAAAAUACACUACUUUCAACUUCAAGACAGUAGAUAUUAAAAAAUAUGAAUUUUGAUUGAUUUUUAAGUAAGAUCCAGACAAAAAUAUUGAUCCUGAACAGCAGAAAAAAUGGUGCACCAUUUCUAUGUUGCACCUGUUUUCUUAAAAGAAGAUCAUUUUUGUGCCUUGCUCAACCUUUCUAGCUGAGUGUCUGCACAUCAAUUACUUAUUAAACAUAACUUUUAUAUGGUGAAAAUGAAAUUUAGCUGCUCAUGUCUAUUUUAAUGUAAAUAAACUUGUCCUUAACAUUUAAAAAUUCUAUAUCUACACCCUUAUUGAAGAUGAAUAAAUAACCAUUAAAAUUAAUAGGUGAUUGUUCAUGAUUUCCCAAGCUGACGAGAGUUUCAAAUGGGUAGUUUCAACAGAACCACCUUCACAAUAGCUGAAUGUGAAACUAAAGCAUUAAUUUUCACUACAGUAGGUUGAAUUUAGGAGAAAAGCAAAAUUUAAACAUUAAAUGGUAAUAAACUGCCUUUAUGUAUUACUUAUACUAUCAUUGAAAAAUAUUUGCAGAAGUUCUUAAAUGGGAGACAGUGAAAUUUUGCAUAUGACUUGUGUAGGGGACAGGAGGUCCCACUGUUAACAUAAUUUGAUGACAUUUCAUUUUGCCGCCACUUGAUGCUAUGCUGUAUUAAUUGUAAAUGUAGCAAAACAAAAAGCAUAGUGGGGAGCAAAAUUGUUGCCUUGACUGAUCUAUACCGCCUUUAGAUCUAAGAACCAAAUGUAUGUCCUGAUCAUGUUUUUUCUUUAACUAAAUGAAGAUGUACAGUAUUUCUAUCCAAAUCCUGUCCACAUCCUAAUGGACUAAAUGUGACUCCAUAACUGUUAAAUAUAUAACUUGUUUUUAAUAAAGUCGG
Messenger RNA from Pristis pectinata (smalltooth sawfish), 9519 nucleotides. RefSeq names its product phosphatidylinositol-4-phosphate 3-kinase, catalytic subunit type 2 alpha (gene pik3c2a). Gene Ontology annotation, biological process: cell migration; phosphatidylinositol-3-phosphate biosynthetic process; phosphatidylinositol 3-kinase/protein kinase B signal transduction. Gene Ontology annotation, cellular component: plasma membrane; phosphatidylinositol 3-kinase complex; cytoplasm. Gene Ontology annotation, molecular function: 1-phosphatidylinositol-3-kinase activity; phosphatidylinositol binding; 1-phosphatidylinositol-4-phosphate 3-kinase activity. The record is from RefSeq and is a predicted model, not a curated record. Lineage: Eukaryota; Metazoa; Chordata; Chondrichthyes; Rhinopristiformes; Pristidae.